Gastrolobium bilobum is the source of this 552-nucleotide messenger RNA. Its product is annotated as cucumber peeling cupredoxin-like. The transcript is spliced from 2 exons. The record is from RefSeq and is a predicted model, not a curated record. The coding region runs from base 1 to 552 and encodes 183 amino acids. Gene Ontology annotation, molecular function: electron transfer activity. Lineage: Eukaryota; Viridiplantae; Streptophyta; Magnoliopsida; Fabales; Fabaceae. Gene Ontology annotation, cellular component: plasma membrane.
AUGAACAAAAUGAGUUCUCAUGCAAUUGCUGCUCUUGGAGGGGUUGUGGCAAUAUUAAUGCUUCUACAACGCGUGGAGGCACAGAGACUGCAUGUGGUUGGAGAUGACAUGGGUUGGAUAGUUCCACAAAAUACCUCCGCAUAUCAAACUUGGGCUUCUAAGAAUAAUUUUGCAGUUGGAGAUAUUCUAUUGUUUAAUUUCGAGACAAACCAACAUGAUGUACUUGAAGUGCCAAGAGAGUCCUAUAAUUCGUGUAGUUCGGAGAACUCUAUAGGCACGGUCAUAACCACUGGCCCCACCAACGUGACCCUCAACAAAGGCGGCGAACAUUACUACAUUUGUACCAUCGGUCAGCACUGCAAUCGUGGCCAGAAGUUAGCCAUCAAUGUCUCAGGCUCUACCAUUGCUUUGCCACCUUCUACCGCCAUUCCACCAGCUACCACGGCCACCCCUGAUCUUACUCCACCAUCUCCAUCUUCUGCAUCUUGUGCUUUCGCUACUUUUCCUUUCCUAUUAUUGUUAUCAUUCAUCUGCAUGGCCUUUUGGAUGUAG